AUGGCCCAACAAGAAUAUAAGCUUCUGGGCGACAAACUUUUCACAUACAAGGGCACAGUAUUUCCAGUAGAUGACACCCUGGAGCUGACGACGGAGUACAUUGACAGCCUAGAGAGCUUCGAGAUCAGAGACAGCGAUGUCUUUGUGGUUACAUUCCCCAAGUCUGGUACGGUAUGGACACAGCGCAUCAUCACUCUCAUUUACGAGGAGGACUUCCCGGACCAGGCCGACCAGAUCUCCUACCUGCGCAUGCCCUGGCUGGAGUAUAUGCAGAAGGGCGCGGACUACACCACGCGGCCCUCUCCCCGCCUCUUCUGCUCCCACCUGCACCCCCACCUCAUGCCCCGCGGGCUGCAGCAGGGCCGGGGCAAAGUCAUCUAUGUGAUGAGGAACCCCAAGGAUGCCAUGGUGUCGUAUUUUCACUUUGCCAAAUUCAUGAAGAAGCUGGACUCUCCUCCUGACUAUGACGACAUGUUGGAGAAGUUCUUGUCUGGGUGGAUGGUUGGAGGGUGCUGGUUUGAUCAUGUCAAAGGAUGGCACACCAACAAGGACAAAUACAACAUCCUGUUUCUGACUUAUGAGGAGAUGAUCAAGGAUCUAAGGUCGGUCAUAGUGCGGCUCUGUGACUUUGUGGGGAAGAACCUGUCAGACGCAGCCAUAGACAGCGUGGUGGAGCGGGUCACAUUCAACAACAUGAAGAACGACUCCAAAGCGAACUAUGAGUUCCUUCCAGAGGGUAUAAAAGAUCCCACUAAAGGAAAGUUCCUGCGUAAAGGAACCAUCGGGGACUGGAAGAACUGUCUGACGGUGGCCCAGAGUGAGUGCUUUGACCAGGUCUACAAGGAGAGGAUGAAGGACGUUCCUCUCCAGUUCGUCUGGGACAUUAAGGAGCUGCAUGGUUGAGCAUCUGACAACUCAACCUACCACAUGAACACACAUGAAUUCUGCGAUAGAAAACCACUGGCAGUUUUUAACCGCUUCAUACUCAGUAUCAAUUUCAAAUUGUUGCCUGAAAUUGCACAGCGUCUGCUUUAGAGGCCACU
Molecule: messenger RNA, 1043 nt
Organism: Sardina pilchardus (European sardine)
Lineage: Eukaryota; Metazoa; Chordata; Actinopteri; Clupeiformes; Clupeidae
Gene: sult3st3
Product: sulfotransferase family 3, cytosolic sulfotransferase 3
Exons: 6
Coding region: 1-903 (300 amino acids)
Biological process (GO): sulfation
Cellular component (GO): cytoplasm
Molecular function (GO): sulfotransferase activity
Source: RefSeq, a predicted model, not a curated record